Molecule: messenger RNA, 2148 nt
Organism: Coturnix japonica (Japanese quail)
Lineage: Eukaryota; Metazoa; Chordata; Aves; Galliformes; Phasianidae
Gene: TMEM51
Product: transmembrane protein 51
Source: RefSeq, a predicted model, not a curated record
UGAGGUGGAGAUGUGGGGCAGAGAUGGGGCUUGGUGCACGUUGUCACCCUGCAGCACCGGAGGUGGCUGUCCUGAAUGCAGGAAGGGAUGGGGAAUGGCAAACCCUAUAUCCAACCCAAUGGUGCUUUGGGGUCGGAGCACAACGCGGCUGCUGGAGGCGCAGUGUUUGGAGAGCAAACAAAGCUUGAGGUGGCUCUAUAGGGCCGGUCUGUGUGCUUUGCUUAGGGGUGGGCACCCAAUCCCAAAUGCACAUCGAGUUUCAUGGCUGGUUGGUGUCCAUAUGGUGUCCAGGUGGCAUCUAAGAUGUAUCCGGAUGGUGCAGUGAGCUCCAGAAGAGGGUUUGCUGUUGGAGAUGGGCUGGAUCUCUCAGCUGGCAGAGCAGAGCCCACGUGGUGCCUUUAAUUCCUAUAUCCACGGCGUGAAAAGUCAGAAUCAGGAAAUAAAAAAACAACCCAGCCAACCAAAGGUGCUGAAUACAAUGCUGUGCACAGCAGGAAGAGAGUAGGUCAGGGUGCUGGGAGUUCCCCAGGCUGGUUUGUUUAGCUCUACUGUGAUUGCUAUUGGUUCUGAACCAGCCCGGAACCGAAACGUGACGGAAGGGCAAAGCUUGGGGCAAUCCUUUGUGGAAGGGAAGUGUGCAGCUUUGCUUGCUCUGCUGGUGCUUUUAUUCCCUUUAAAUCAAGAUAUAAGGGGAUUCAGAUUGCAGAGGGGUUGGGAGCAGAAAGCAGAGCCUGGUUUUGCAGGAAGAGGCAAAGCUCUGCUAUGGGCACCUCUAGGGGAAGCGCCGCAGGGAGGGGUGGGUGAACGAAAUACCUGCAUAGGAAAUCACUCUGAAAGUGCCUCUCUGGAACUGAAGGGAGCAAUUAGUGCCAGUCGCUGCUGGCAGGAGGAAAACCCGACAGCCUGUCCCUCUGUCUUGUUGCGUUCCACUGGUCUGCCCAUCUGCUCUGCCCGAGCACCGCAUGCAUGGUAUCCACCCGGGGUCACCAGGGAUGCAGUGAGUUGGCCAACACACAAUGGCCCCAUCUCGUACCAACGGGUCGCACUACGCACUGACGGCCAUUGGGAUGGGGAUGCUCAUCCUUGGCAUCAUCUUGGCUGUGUGGAACCUUGUGCCUGGCUUUGGACACCCUGAUAAAUCCAAUGCUGGGAAUAGCAGCAAGCCUGACCGCGGUGGUGGAGGUAUUUUUAAGAGCAAGACAUUUUCUGUGGCCUACGUGCUGGUUGGGGCAGGUUUGCUGCUGCUGCUGCUGUCCCUCUGCUUGAAUGUCCGUGAUAAGAAGAGGCAGAGUGAGGACAUCCCCAGGGUGAUACAGCACCAAGCGUCCGUGGAGCCUUCACAGCAGGAGGAGGACAGCCAAGAAGAGGAUGAAGACGUGUCCUCCCGCUACUACGUCCCCAGCUACGAGGAAGUGAUGAAUUCAGGCUACUCAGAGCCCCACGACCCGGAGCGGAACCGCAGGAUCAGCGUCUCGUUGCCCUCCUAUGAAUCACUAACAGGGAUUGAUGAGGGCACACAGCCCCCAGGAGCAGCCAGUGCAGAGCCAGGCACCGAGCGGCCACCAGGCCGGCACAACUCACGUCUCAGCAAGCGCCUGAAGCCCCUCAAGGUGCGGAGGAUCAAGUCAGAGAAGCUGCAUCUCAAGGACAUCCGACUCAACCUCGGUGAUGGGAGCAGCACUGGCCCCAUCACAAUUGAACCAUUGACCCCACCUCCAAAGUAUGAGGAUAUCCAGGAAAAAACACCGGGAAGCCAACAGUUGACUUAGAAAGGAGGGGUUGGUCAUUGCGAGGAUUGGAAGCACUCAGAGAGGGCUGGUCAUGGAGUGCAGGAGUGUUGGAUGCUCUCUGGAUGCUGAGGUACUGCUGUGGCGUGGCACAAAUAAAACUGGGUCUUCCCAGGGCAGCAUUAUAUCAAACACAAUGGGGAAAUAGCAAUGCUGUGAAGGACGUGAAGGCUGGAAGAGUUGGACAUCUAUUCUACAUUAAGUUAAGGACCACCUAACGUUAUCUUCUCUCCUUUGUGCCUUGCCCCAGCAAUGGGUUUCCAAGCCACCAAACUGCUAUUUAAUAAGUAUUUUCCAAGAGGAAAAGGGAAACACUCUGUCUUUUUUUUUUUUUUUUUUUUUUUUUUUUUUUUGAGUAAGG